AUGGGAGGAAUUUCUGCAAAGACUUACAUGGGAUGGUGGGGACACAUCGGUUCCCAGCCUCAGAAGAACGUGGCCAUCUACACUGUUUCUCCAUACGCCACCAAGCCUUUGAAAGGUGCUUUGUACAACUCUAUCUUCAACACUUUCAGAAGAACCAAGAACCAGGCUUUGUUUGUGAUCAUUCCAGGUGUGAUUGUGUGGAACGUCUGGACCACUGCCAGAGACUACAACGAGUACUUGUACACCAAGGCUGGUAGAGAGGAUUUGGAGAUUGCCAACGCCUAG
Messenger RNA from Sungouiella intermedia, 285 nucleotides. The record is from the annotation of a GenBank genome assembly. Lineage: Eukaryota; Fungi; Ascomycota; Pichiomycetes; Serinales; Metschnikowiaceae.